AUGCCAUCUUCCCCGUUCAGCCUGGCACCGAGCCGCUGGCUGGUGAUGAUGGAUAUUGGGCGAGAGAAGGGGACUUGGAUGCCCCAAAGUUGGGGUAGAAGUGGGAGGAGAGUGGAAGUGGAUUUGCUCCUGGAAUUUUUACCAGGAGGAGAUAUGAAAGCGGUCGUCGACAGCCCCUUCGUUGAUAUGACAGUGACACCUGGAAAAUGGAGCGUGGGCGCAGCACAGGGAAAACCUCGGCGGCGACCAACAAACUCCUUGGGAAGCCUGACGUCGGACACAUGCCGGUUUUGGGUGGAGACGGACGGGUUCGGCAGGGGCGAUGUGACGAUUCCUGCUGGCCGGAUCUAUUUCGCCGUGCCGGCAUGGGGUGGUAAACUGUCGCGUAAAGGGCUCGUGACUGUCCGCCAAAGGCGGUGGUUGGUGCGCGAGGAGUCGCGUAUUCUGGGAGUUUUCGGGACGGAGCUGCUUAUUCCUGACGCUGAAGGGCGAUUGCCACCAAGAACUCCUCGUCCUCGGACGCCCCCAUUUCCAGAUGGUUUCAGGGAUGGUUGA
Ectocarpus siliculosus is the source of this 555-nucleotide messenger RNA. NCBI's taxonomy places the organism in Eukaryota, Phaeophyceae, Ectocarpales, Ectocarpaceae. The record is from the annotation of a GenBank genome assembly.